Messenger RNA from Thlaspi arvense, 1308 nucleotides. The record is from the annotation of a GenBank genome assembly. NCBI's taxonomy places the organism in Eukaryota, Viridiplantae, Streptophyta, Magnoliopsida, Brassicales, Brassicaceae.
AUGGCUCAGUCUGUGAGGUCUACUCUAAUUCCUUCGAGAACACCACAGAGCGUUACUAGGACAGUGUCUGCGAAAACCCCAGCUUUUGCAUCGGUCUCGUUUCUUAGAACAUUACCGGAGUUCAAGAAAUACCCAAAACCGUGCUCACUAGUCAUGUCUUGCCAGGGGAAGGCCCAAAACCAGCAACAGUUGUCUCUUGACGAUCUAGUCACGAGUAAUCGGAAAGGAGAGGUUCUUGGCACAAUCAAAGAGUCGCUUUCUAACUGUCUCUCCGAUACCAAUCUUCUUGAGACUGUUCCUGGUCUAAAAUCUAGAAUCAAGGGCAAGGUUGGUGGUGUUUCCUUUCAAGUUCCGUUAUUGUUGUCUUCAAGGACCAAUGCUAAAAUAGCUGAGGAACUUGUCACAGUAGCAAAAUUGAUUUUGCAGGUCAGAGACAUUUAUGAUGCUGGUGAUUAUCUGGUUCUUAUUACUACUGAUCGGCUGAGUGCUUUCGACAGAAAUCUUGCUUCAAUUCCCUUCAAAGGCCAGGUUCUUAAUGAGACAAGUUUGUGGUGGUUCAAUAACACACAGCACAUAACUCCAAAUGCAAUCGUUUCAUCUCCUGACAGGAACGUCGUUAUCGCAAAGAAGUGCUCUGUUUUUCCCAUAGAGUUUGUGGUUAGAGGAUAUGUGACUGGAAGUACUGACACGUCUUUGUGGACGGUAUACAAGAAAGGUGUUCGGAACUAUUGUGGGAAUGUGCUCCCAGAUGGAUUGGUGAAAAACCAGAAGCUUUCAGCUAAUAUACUUACACCAACAACUAAGGCUGAAGAUCAUGAUAUGCCCAUUACUCCAAAUGAGAUAGUUGAACAAGGAUUCAUGACUCAAGCUGAUUUUGACGAAGCAAGUAUGAAAGCUUUGAGCUUGUUCGAGUUUGGGCAGCGUGUCGCCAAGGAGCAUGGACUGAUACUGGUGGACACAAAAUAUGAGUUUGGAAAAAGCAGCGAUGGUGAGAUCUUAUUGAUAGAUGAGAUUCAUACGCCGGAUUCAAGCAGAUACUGGCUUGCGGGUUCAUAUGAAGAGCGCUUCCAAAAAGGCCUUGAGCCUGAAAAUGUUGAUAAGGAGUUCCUAAGAUUGUGGUUUAAAGAGAAUUGCAAUCCGUACGAGGACGAGGUUUUGCCCGCUGCUCCAGCAGAACUUGUAACUGAAUUAGCUUGGCGAACUGAUGGAAGAACCCGUGACAAUGGCAGAUACAUUUUCUUGUUUGAAACUAUCACUGGAUCAAGAAUUGACAUUCUUCCGACAGAGAUUGUUGUGAUUUCGUCUUGA